This is a messenger RNA of Paracoccidioides lutzii Pb01, 246 nucleotides long. RefSeq lists its product as hypothetical. Bases 1 to 246 code for a protein of 81 amino acids. The transcript has 2 exons. The record is from RefSeq and is a predicted model, not a curated record.
AUGGCUGAUCAUCUUCUUACCCUUAUGGCAUUCCACCUCUACCCCUCCCUGCGUUGGCAAGAACUGGGACUGGUUUUUAAGACUCUGGGGGAUACAGUUGCUGAGCAUGGGAUUCAAACUGAAGAUAUCUACAACUUUGAUGAGACUGGAUUUGCAAUGGGCUCUGUGCAAUUACCAAGAUCAUCACCAGUGCUGAGCGCUACGGCCGGGCAAAGGUUCUACAACCAGGAAAUCGAGAAUGUGUGA